AUGUCAGACGUUGAGACACCGGAGCAGUCUUUUUCGACUCCGACGCCUCAGCUUACCCCCAAGGCCAAGGGCCGCGGUAGAGGCCGGGGCAGAAAAGCUGUCGCGCCUAAGAAGGAGCCUCCCAAACCCGUAGCCACAGCCGGCACUGGUCGACGCGGCCGCUUCAAGCAGUUCUCAGACGACAAAGUCCAGGCAAAUUAUGAACGGCAACGCGAGCUCAAGGCACAGUACGCGGCUCUCGCUAAUGCCGUGAAGCCAGCGCUACAAGAUCUGGCAUCGCGCUCUAUCGACACACUCACAAAUGACAAGGACUACCACAAAACGGUGCCGGAAUUCAAAGUCAUCGAGGACAAUCUCGGCGCUCGCUUUGAAAGAUCCCUCCUUUACUUGGAGAACAAACUGGCGACUGCCGCCAGAACCGUCUUCAAGUCCAAACAUGCCAAGCUCGGCGCCGUUCGCGAUAUUUUCAAGAACGGAGUUGAAGAUGCGGAAGACAGAUUUUUGGAUGCGCAGCUUCAUCGCCUCAACCUUCUGGAAUACCUUCAUGAUCAUGGUCUUCCUGUUGACCUCGUCGAUGCCGGCUGGAAUUAUAAGCAAAUUUCGGACAAGGAAGCCCAAGAAUUCGGCCUCUAUGAAGUCUACGUUGACGGAGCGCUUGUUCCCUAUCCUCAACUCGUCGAAGGCACCGAAGCCCAUGCCCUGAGACAGGCUGCUUGGGCGGAGCCACAGACGGCGAAGGAGACUUUGGCGCCGCCUUCCGCGGCAGCGACUGGAGGACGAGUGAGCAAGCGCAAAGCCAACCAACAACCAGAUGGCCAGCCGGCCUCCAAGAGGUCUGCUGCCGAUGUCGCGCCCGUCCGCCACAUUGCUGGUAUCAUGUCGGCUCAGCAUGCUCCCAUUGAAGACGAAUCGAAUGAGAGCACGCCGGUACCUGAGGGUCCGUUGACCGCUGACCAGAGAGAGCCCGCCUUGCCAGCAAAGGCUUCAGAGCCAGAUGAAUACGGUUGCAGACAAGUCAACCGGCCGACAGCCAAGAAUGGAGCGAGUAUCGCGAAUCGCCUCAUUGUUCCUCCAUCGUUCCAGUUCGACGACGACGAGAUUGGAUUCCGUGAUUCCACCAACUCCCCUAGGCAUGGAGCCACGCUCGCUAAGCGUGGAAAGUAUCUCGGCAAGCCAAACUCGAACACCUGGCACUUUGAUCCUCUGCUUGCUCGUUGGGAUGCCAGAGACCUCGACGAAGGAGACUACGACUUGGAACUUGUCCAGAAGCACGGCACUCAUCCCCGAUUAGGUUGCUUCCUGCCCACGAGCAAAAAUGACUCUGAGCCGCCAAAGCCAGAAGCAGAGCCGAUGCAUCCUACUGUUUUCCUUACUCCCUCAGGCAAGACCAUCCACGCAUCUCGUGUCGUCCCCGUUGCAAAGGUCGAGAUUGCUCUAGCCGACAAGCCAUACUCGGAAAGAAUGGGUGCGAUUCUCUCUUCCAUCUGUGAAAAGGAAGACAUCUCUCCCGAAGACAUUGAGGGACCUGAGCUUAAGGCUCUUAAGGAAAUCUCUGAAGAAUAUGCCGAGCAAAGACUCAUCGCCGAGUCUAUCAAGGAGUCCGAGCCCGCGAGCCUGGAGGAUACGCCUGCCACUUCGCCCCUCCCUAUGAACGACUCUGCCCUCAACAUUGCUGGGUUGGAGGAGCUCGUCGUGGCUGCGGAAGCCGUCGAGGCGGAGGCCAAGGUCUUGGGAUCUGUCGAAGAGAAGCCGGUGAUCCUGCCCGCUCCGACCCCAGUCAGGCCUGCUACCCGUGCUUAUGACGCUAUUCGCGACAUAUUUGGAGGGUCCGAAUCAGCUGCCGUUGAGCCUCCAGCUCCCGUCCUGGUGCCGGAGCCUAUUGACACUACUGCGCUCGCAAUCCUCGCAGAUGCGUCUACUUCCACCUACCCUCCCCAGCCCGUCGACCUUGUCAUGGCUGAUGCUCCCAUCAGCCAACCCAUUCCAGUUGACGGUCCUCCACCUCCCCAUUCCCAUCAUCAUCACAUCGACUCUGGUUAUGUGGUUCAGCCCAUUCCCGCUGAGUUCCGCAUCCAGGCUGCACCUUCAAACGAUAGUGUCGGCUGGAUUGAACCACGAAUCGCUUCACCAGGUGUCGACGGUCGGAUUCACCAAUCUAUCGAAACUCCGUCGAUGAGAGAUCCGUACUCGAACCAAUUACCCCCUGCUCGACCAGUCGAGAUGUCUCAAAUGAGGUCCUCGAUUGACGCCACCAAUGAUACCCGCCGGCACUCCAUGUACCACGAGCACAGCGCUCCUUCGGCCUACAACGAGCAGCACUUGCCUCAUCCGCAUAACCAGCAACACCUGCCGCAAGCAGACCCCAUGAUCGACCCGCGUCUUUACUCUGCGCCGAUGGACGCGUCGGCCGCACAUCAUGAAUAUCAACAACAGGCUUACGGUCAGAGCCAGCAGGGCUACCAAUUGCCCAGCAUGCCUAUGCAAGGAGGACCCAUGGCACAACCAGGUUUGCCGCCCAUGAUGAGCCAGUACCCACCCUACACAGGCUCGCAACCUCCACCACCACCUUUGCAGCAGCAGCAACAGCAGCAACCGCCGCCUUAUGGACAUCCAGGCAUGUCUCCCACUUACUCAUCCAUUGCCCCGGCACAAAGCCCUCCGAAUCUUCAGUUCGUUCCGCAGCAACCCGGCGAACCGUCUAGAAGCCGGGCUGGAAGUGGCUCAUCGACUCCAAGUGCACAGGGAAACAGCAAAUACCCCAAGCUGGCCCCCGCCCCCCUGCCUGCUCACAGAGUAGGCUGGCCUCAAGGCCCUGAACUGCGAACCGUUCAGUAUGACUACAAGGAAAACAUCAAAGACUAUGCGCCUACGGAACCCCCUCCGCGUCGCGGCCCUGUCCAAAUUCGGGGAUGGAACAUAAACAAUAAUAGGAUCCAGCGCCAGAAGACAGAUGAGAACGGCGACGAGCGACGCGGGUCCCGCUAG
Colletotrichum lupini is the source of this 2985-nucleotide messenger RNA. RefSeq lists its product as uncharacterized. The record is from RefSeq and is a predicted model, not a curated record. Lineage: Eukaryota; Fungi; Ascomycota; Sordariomycetes; Glomerellales; Glomerellaceae. The coding region runs from base 1 to 2985 and encodes 994 amino acids. The transcript has 4 exons.